Molecule: messenger RNA, 7494 nt
Organism: Calypte anna (Anna's hummingbird)
Lineage: Eukaryota; Metazoa; Chordata; Aves; Apodiformes; Trochilidae
Gene: TMEM245
Product: transmembrane protein 245
Exons: 18
Coding region: 1-2649 (882 amino acids)
Source: RefSeq, a predicted model, not a curated record
AUGGCAGACAGCGGAGAGCUCCCGGCCGCAGCCCCUCCGGGCUCUCCGACGCAGAAGCGGCAGCCAGGAGACUCCCCCAACUCGGGUGCCGCCAGGGCGGAGGGCGCGGCGGCGGCCAUGCCGCGGCUGCCGCUGGGCGGCCCGGGCGGUGCGGCGGGGAUGUCUUUGCCGCGGCUGGAGAAGCCGAUCAAGCAGGCCUUCUACAACACCGGGGCACUGCUCUUCGCGGGGCUGUGCUGCGGCGCCGCCGUCCUGGUCUACUUCAUCCUGGAGGCCUUCCUGCGGCCGCUGCUCUGGGCUGUGCUCUGCGGCACCUUCCUGCACCCCUUCAAGAGCUCCCUGACGGCGCUGGGCCGCCGUUGGCUCGGCCGCCUCCAGCGCUCCCGCACGCCUGUCCUGCUGGCCGCCCUCCUCCUCCCCAUCUGCUUCGCCAACUACGGGGUGGAGGCGCUGGGCGAGCAGGUGCUGCGGCGGCGGCGGCUCCUGCUGCUCCUGGGUGCCGGGGGACCGCUGCUCUACGGGCUCUACUGCCUGGGCAGCUCCCUGGGCGUGCAGGUGCUGCUGGCCCAAGCCGCCCGCCUCAUCUGCCAGGGGCUGGACUACUUCAGCAGCCAGUGGAUAUGGACAUUGGUAGUUGGUUACCUGCUGAUGGUUUCAUUCAAGUGGAAUAUAAGCACUGAACGAUACUUAAAAGCAGUCUCUGUCCCUGUCUGGAUUAUGCUGCUCUUUCAUCUAGCUUCUGUGGCAGGUUCUUGGAGGAUUCCUGUGUUUCUGGUAAUAGUUUUUCUGAUGACUGUAGGCAUGUUACACGAACAGCAGAGUGGAAAGGACUCUUCUGGAGCAGAGCUUCCUGGUCAGAUGAUUUCCAUUGCUGCUUCAACAAUUGCCAUGGCAAUUUCAAUGACAGAAGAUGAGUCCAAUAGUGAACGUUCCUCACAACCCUCAGGAGCAGCAGAAGGUGACCAGCCUCCACAUGCUUCAUCAUCUUUUUCCAACACUUCAUCCUCUUCUGGGAGCAGACAAAGACCUGAGAUUGCAUCUUUUCUUAGAAAAAAGAAGACUAGUGAUAUUUACUUUGUUACACUUGUGUGGGCCAUUGUAAUUGUCCAGAUCUGGCUAAAUUUCUGGAUCGUGCAGCUACUGCCAGUGCCUUUUGCAGUUUGGGCACUUAAAAAACUCGUGGUUCAUUUUGGAGUUUUGAACUUCAUGGCAAACCAUUGCAGAAGUUGGUGGCAACUCGCUGAAAAAUUUAUGAAGGAACGUCAGGAAGCACUUGCUCCACGGCCCAUCAGAGGGCUUGGAAGAGUCAUGCUAAAGCUUGACAGUAAGCUGUGGCACUGGCUUAAUAAGAAGAUGAUCAUCUGGUUGGAGAAAAUGCUAGAUAAAAUAAUCAGCAUUUUCAUAAUAUUUUUGCUAGUGAUAGGAACCCUUCUUCUAGCCCUGCUCCUUACUGCAAAGGUACAUCAAGAGAGUGUUCACUUGAUUCAAGUCACAAGCAGCUUGAUCAAUGAGACAGUAGCCAGUCACCCAGAAUGGGCAAAUUGGCUCCCAGAAGCUCAGGUCAUUCAGAAGGCUCUCAAUUCAGCAGCUAAUAAUGUAUACCAGUAUGGCCGAGAAUGGAUUACACAUAAGCUCCAUAAGAUCUUAGGAGAAAAAGUGAAUAACACCGCUGUGAUUGAAAAGCAAGUGCUAGAGCUCUGGGACAGGCUUUAUCACUCUUGGUUUGUGAAGAACGUAACCCAUUCUGGAAGACACAAAGGACACAAAGGGCACAUAAACCGUCAGAACAGCUGGCUUGGUGACAUUCUGGACUGGCAAGAUGUUGCAUCAUUUGUUCAUGAUAACAUUGAAACGUUUCUUUCGAUCCUGGAGUCUCUCUGGAUAGUGAUGAGUCGCAAUGUGAGCCUCUUGUUUACUACAGUGACAACAUUAGUGACAAUUCUCUUCCAUAGUGGGACAGCUCUUCUCAAUUUUGUGCUUUCAGUGGUGAUUUUUCUGACCACACUGUUCUACCUGUUGAGUUCCAGUGAUGAGUACUACAAGCCAGUAAAGUGGGUGAUAAGCCUGACACCUUUGUCUCAGCCAGGUCCCUCCUCAAAUAUAGUUGGCCAGUCUGUGGAAGAAGCAAUAAGAGGUGUAUUUGAUGCUUCCCUCAAAAUGGCUGGGUUCUAUGGACUCUACACUUGGCUGACUCACACUAUAUUUGGAAUUAACAUCGUUUUCAUACCAUCAGCAUUAGCAGCAAUCCUUGGAGCAGUGCCAUUUCUGGGGACAUACUGGGCAGCCAUUCCUGCAGUCCUGGAUUUGUGGCUUGUGCAAGGACAGGGAUGCAAAGCCAUUUUGCUCCUGGUUUUUCACCUCUUGCCAACCUAUUUUGUAGAUACAGCAAUUUAUUCAGAUAUAUCAGGAGGUGGGCAUCCUUACCUGACAGGUCUUGCAGUAGCUGGUGGAGCAUAUUACUUGGGACUGGAAGGAGCCAUCAUAGGACCAAUUCUACUUUGUAUACUUGUGGUUGCUUCCAACAUAUAUAGUGCCAUGUUGGUGAGUCCAACAAAUUCAAUACCCACUCCCUCACAAGCAGCAUGGCCAUUACAAAUGCACCGGUCAUCUAGAGAGAGCCCUGAGGAGAUAAAAUUGGCUGCAGACUGAUGCAGGUGCUGUGCUGCACCUAUUGAACAUGAGAGAAUUGCUGUCUUCUAUCCUGAGUUCACAACAGCCGUGGCCUCCCGUCUCUUCCAGCUGUGCCUAGGGCCAGCUCACUGGGAAGCAUAGUUUGAGUUUUAGGAGAAACCACUUCUCAAACAUCUGCUGGCCUUACAUAAUUGUGCACUUUGCCUCUUCGAGAGAGAAUGCUGACUUCCCGUGGCUUUGCAUUCUGAGACAGACUUCAGCUGCCUUGUUGAAGACCUUGAAGGCAUUUUGUCUUUCCAAAAAGAGUGGUUAAGUGGACAGAUACAUCCACUGGAGUAAUUAUCUGCUGAAAUGACUAACUUGGGUUUUAUUUAUUGGGUUGUGUCAUUAAAUGGUAGUAGGUUUAAAGGAAGCUAAUUCCAAAAUAUUUUUUUUAAUUAAUCUGGGGGCAAAAAUGAUGGAAACCACUCAUUGUUAAAUGAAAGUAGAAUAUAGUUAUUUGUUGCUCCUGAAAGUAUUUCUUUAGAGGCUUUGACCAUUGUCUGUAACUAAUAAUAACAAAUAUUAUCCUCCUAAAAACCACUUCAUGUUGUUGGAGAAUGGUAUUCCUAAUAGCUUCCUGAAAUGAGGAUAUAUGCAAUUUGUUAAAUUUCAGUUUUCCUCAUAUUGAAAUAAGAGGACUUGUUUAAAUAGUUCAGAUCUUGCCCUCAUGUGAAAUCUGGUAGUGUUUUGCUGUUCCCCCACCAUCUCAGUGGAGUCAUCUUGUCAACGAAAUUUCAUCAAUGGCCAUAAGUGUUCUUCAGAAACAAGUAAUGUACAACUGUUACAUGUAUUUACAGUAAAAGGAAGAAGUUAAGUGAAGAUUGGUGGAUAGCUUUCAAAUGCUAUGGCUGAGUUCAGUUGACUUUUCAGACAAAUGAAAGUUUAUUUGUAAUGAGGGAGGGGAAAGAGCAUGAAUUUUGUUUUAGUUUAGCAUCUUUUUUUUCCCCCUGUAAGUCUCUAGCCAAAUAUACAAUAAAAUACAAGAUAUAUCUUGUAUAUUAAGAUAUAUCGUAGUAAUAAACAGAGUUCUUAAGUCCCUGAAAUAGUGUGUUGCUUAGGUCAUAACAUCAAACUGCUCUAGUCCUUCUCUUCCAUACAUAACUUUGCCUAAAUUGCCAUUUUUAUGACAAUUAAGGCCUUUUGUAUUGAUUGUUAAAAUAUUUUGACAAAAUGGAUCUUUGAGGGAAUCCUUUUUAUAAAUGAUACAGAGUUUCUGGCAGGAAAUUCAUACUUGAACAGCUUUCCCAUGAAUACAGUGAGGCCGUAGGUACAAAGUAGCAGAUACACAUGCUUAACCAAAGAACCACCUUUCAUUUUCUAGUAACUUCUCUUAAAUUUAUUUCAGAGUUUAGCUGAUAAUGAGUUAUGCAAAAUACAGGCAUGCCUUGCAUUUAUUGUUGACAGUAAUGAAAUUGUUGGAACAAAAAUCUGUCCUAACCUAGGGAUAACAUUAUCAAAGAUUGUGUACAAACAGCUCUCAGUUACUUAAAUGUCGGUUUUACUUUAAUUAUGGAAGUUCUGAUAGAUUUGGAAUUCUCCUUUUGCCAUGGUGUUACAUAUAUUUUUACAUUCUAAAACUACAUUGUCAUAAGAAGUGUUUGGAAAGUUCCCUGAUAGUUACUUACUAAGCAAGAAUGUCUUGGCAUAGGUUUUUGCAGUAAGCAAGCUGCCUAUUAAGAUAUAUACACCUACUUCUCAGAUUCUCAAAAUAAGCUGCUGCAGUUUAUGGAGGGUUUCAAGCUUGCUGGUUUUGCACUUGAAAACUCACAGAUGUGUGUUUGGAGGACAGACUCAGGCUUAAUACAGUGGUUUGACUCAAGUUCAUUGCAAUACAGAAAUAUCCCAUCUAAUAUUUUAAAUUCUGGAAGACCCAUGCGUCAGUUCUGGAAGGAUGUAUUGCUUGAAUAAAGCAACUGUCAUGUGUUUUGUGGAACAUGUAAAAUCUUAAAUGAAACACAUUUUUUUAAUUGUUACUGGUUAAGGUGGAGGAUGGCAAGAACCUGAAGCUGUUCCUGAGUAUUCCUGCAAUGUUCUAACCAACUUGAAUGAGACCAUGAUACUUGGGAAACUUUUUUACUGAAUUACUUUUUUUUAGUUCAGAAUUGUGCACUGAAAUGUUGUGUUCUCAUUAUAGCUCCUUGUAGACAGCAGUUAAAGAUUACUAGCAAGAGAUGAGCUUCUUUAAUGUAUUUCCAGUUUUCCAUUGCUCCUUUUUACUUACUGAUGAAGACAGAGCUAUUGUCCAUGUUUUCUAUCUUAGUUAUUUCUGAGAUAAUAUUUUUCUCAAUGUAGUCAUUUUAAACAGUCAUUGUAAAACAUUCUUUUGUUUAAGUUUUCCUCGUCCCCCUUCACCCAACUGCCUUAGAUCAAAGAAGGUUCUCUGCUGUGAAGAUUGAAAUGGUAUUUCAGACACAGUUAUCUUUAAUAAUGGCAAAUCAGUAAAAUCAGAUGAGAUUAUGUGUUGUUAUUUUUCAUCUGUUCCUUUCCCAACAUGAAGAGAAAUUCUAGAGAAUUCCUACCUUAUGUAGUGGUGUGAGGCUUCGUAUUGAUGUUUCCCACUCCAAUUCAAGACUUACUAUGUACCACCCUUGUACAUUCUUCCUCAGUAAAUGUAACUUAAGGAACUCCUGGUUCAUGCCAUGCCUGAUUGAAGAACGAGUUGUGUGGUUCAGUCGUAGUAAAUUAACAGAACACUGCCAAAAAGAAAUUUUUAAAAAAACCCACAAAAUCCAGCAAUCCCUUCUUAGAAUAUGAAAUAGUCACUGAAUUUUGUUAUGUUUAAAAAAAAGAAAAAAAAAACAAAACAGAACCCCUUAUGAAAAGUGUACCUUGAUUAUUUGGGGGUUGGUUUUAGUGUCUUAUUUUAUCAGUAGAAAUAGAAAAACUUGUCCUUAAAUCGUUACCAAUCCAUAUUCUUUUCUGAAAAGACCUAGUCUUUUUAAGAUCAGUUUAGUUUAGAUCAACCUCACGUUAAUGUGAAAACAACCACAUUGGUCAUUUUGACUUCUGGUAACUAAAAAACAAGCAGCAGCUCCCUAAGAUAAGCUUUUAGGUGGCCAGUUUAAAAAAAAAAACAAACCAAAUGAAGUUGGGGAAACUCCUCACACCCCCUUUUCUGUAGUGGCAUUAAAUUACCAUUUUCCUAGGAGAGACCAUCUUUUUUGUAAUGCUUAUAGGCAAGAAGUUGAUAGUCUUUAGCUUAAUUGUAAACAGUCAUUCCAGGAGCAGAUAUUUACUUGUAUUUAGUACGUUUAGUACUCAGUUUGAACAAAACCAGUUUAGAGCUCAGAAGGAGUGCUUUUAGCAAACCAUGACAUGUGGUAUCAUGGUAUUGUAGAAGUACAAAUGUGCCAGGUUUUGAAAUUCCGUUCUAGCAAGUCAUGCUUGUUGCAGUGCCAAAGGAAUAGUGGUAGGUGGUUUUUUGCACUAAGUUAGCCCUUCCUCCCCUUCCUGUACCAUAGCAGAGCUAGCAGAAGUGAGUAUGUGCCAGUUUAUAGCCCAGCAUGUUAACUACAGGUGACUGUAAAUACUGGCUUCAUUGAAUACAUGAAGCAACAAACUGCAAUAGCCAGAAUUUCAUUUUGCCAGCCUUACCAAAGUAUGGUAACGUUCAGCCCAGGUGCAUGGUUACUGUCUGGGAGCAAUAAUGACUUCUUUUGAAAGGCUGCUUUAAAAGACAAAAAAAAGUUUAACAUUGUAGUCAUACAUAGAAUAUACAUUUUCCACAAAUUAAGUUGGUAAAUAUGUAUCUAAGAACGGAGACAACGGAUAUUUCCUUGUGCAAUUUGUAGCUCAUCUAGUGUACGUUUAGGCUUGUCUGAUUUCAAAGACUAAAUAGUUUUUCUUCAAAAUUUUGAGAGGCACUGGUGUUUAAUUUAUCAGUGAUUAUUCGAUAAGGGAAUCCAUAAACUGUUCAAAUAAAAUAAGAAAAAAAAGCACUGCAUAGGGAAAAUUUGAUGCUGUCUCCAGUAUUAUAUACACAUUUUGGGUAUCACUGUAACUUCUGAAAAAGAUGUAUGCCUGCAAUGUUAAACACAGUUUCUCAGGCUGCAAAUACAAAAGUGGAUAAAAUUGUUCCCUAGUAAAAGCAGCAAUAGAAUUGCUGUGCUGCUAAUCCCCAAUACUGGUGACAGAAUACUGCAAAGAGUGCUGCCUUUCCUACAAAUUUAAUAUAAUAAGGAUGGGGAAAUACCAUUGUUCUACUGAGACUCCAUAGGUUGUGUCAGUGUUAGAAGAUGCUCCCACAAUUGCCUUUAUUCAAAUACUGCAUUCAAACUAUAUUGGCUGAAGUUUGUUACUGCAGGUAGUGCCACCUUUAUGGUUCCUACCUUUAGAGACAGCUAUGAUUUUCUUCAGAAGUUGCUGAAAGAAGUUAGUAUUCAUUAUACUUAAUAAUCGAGGUAGCAUUCUUCUAGACAUGCAGUUGUUUGCCUUGAAGUUUGCAAUUUAAAAAGAGAAAUACUUACAGUGAUAACUGGCAUCUCUUAAAUGCAUGAAUCUUUAUAAACUCUAUCUUGGCUUAUAUUUCAAAGAAUUUCUUAUAAUUUCUUAUACUUUUUGGUGACGCAUACUUUAGCAAUUCCUGUCUUGUUUUUAUUUCUACAAAACUAAAAUUGCCUAAAACUCUUAACAAAUGUUAGUGAGGGCUUGAUCUUUAACCUGAUCCUACUUACUUUUAGGAAAAUACCUAAUGCUUUCUGGUAAAAUUCUCAAAAAUUGCUUUCAAGUUACAAAAUUGGAAAUAAUAUUUUAAAAAAUCACAGUGUGGAAAACGAACUUCGUAUUUUGAAACCAGAAAUAAAGCCACAAGUUAUGAGUAUA